This is a messenger RNA of Liolophura sinensis, 3953 nucleotides long. Its product is annotated as sterol 26-hydroxylase, mitochondrial-like. Gene Ontology annotation, molecular function: oxidoreductase activity, acting on paired donors, with incorporation or reduction of molecular oxygen; monooxygenase activity; heme binding. Gene Ontology annotation, biological process: cortisol metabolic process; C21-steroid hormone biosynthetic process; glucocorticoid biosynthetic process. NCBI's taxonomy places the organism in Eukaryota, Metazoa, Mollusca, Polyplacophora, Chitonida, Chitonidae. The record is from RefSeq and is a predicted model, not a curated record. The transcript has 9 exons. Gene Ontology annotation, cellular component: mitochondrial inner membrane. Bases 753 to 2339 code for a protein of 528 amino acids.
UAUACGCAAAUGUAAAAGGAAAGCCGGCCACUAUUUAAAUACAGUGAAAAUGUGGUAUACACAAAUGUGAGAGGAAAGCCGGCCACUAUUUAAAUACAGUGAAAAUGUGGUAUACGCAAAUGUAAAAGGAAAGCCGACCACAAUUUAAAUACAGUAAAAAAGGAACUAAGUAAAUGAGAUUCCAAACUUAAAGUGGCUACCCUCAGGUGAACUAUACAUACAGCAUACGAACACAACAACGGAAAGUGACUGCAAGCUGGUGGUCAGUUAUAUAUUUUUAUGCUGUAAAAAUGAAACAAUUGCUACUACGAUACCCAGUGGGUGUUACAUUAUUUGUUACAUAACAUGGUGUAAUAAUGGCCCUAUCUAUGUUUUAUGAAGUUCCGUGUAACUUGAAUGAUUGAUGUCAAUCAUAACAAAUUUGCAAUUAUACGAUUCAAUUAGAUGAACUUUUAAUGUUGAUGUAGUAACAUUUAUUAUGAUGUCAGAUCUGGUUUGUUUGAUAUACACUCUCCCCAUUUAUUUAUUAAUUUGAUUGGUGUUUUAUGAGGUACUCUUAUAAUAUUUCACUUAUACAAAGGCAGCCAAUAUUAUUGUGGGAGAGAACUGCGUAGAGCUCAGGGGAAAUCCACGACCAGGUUGCAACAACAAUUGUUGAUGAAGUACCAAUUUACAUAAAUACAAGAUUGUUAUGAGUAUCUAAUAUAGUUGCCUUUUCAAUAUUUCAGGUUGUAAUUCUGGAAUCUAGGCUGAUGACAACCAUGUUUACACGAAGCCUUAGCCGUGGAUUUCCAGUGGACAUGGGCUGGAUGAAAUUAUAUGGUGCUCCUGUGGAUUCACUAUUUCGGAAGCUGAUGACAAGAAAGCCACAGUGGACAGUGGUACAAAAAAUGUCAUCAUCUGCAGCCACGGAUGUGAGCACCAAGCCUCGUCCAUUCACAGAGAUUCCAGGCCCAAAGGCAUAUCCAUUUGUAGGCACCAUGACGGGAAACAUGUCAGACUUCACCAACAUUGUGCCUUUUUUCCGCAAGAGAUGUGAAAAGUAUUUUCCUCUUUAUAAGGAGAGAAUGAUGGGACAAGAUAUUGUAAUUUUAAUAGGUGCAGAAGGUAUCGAAAAAUUCUUUCGGAAAGAAGCAAAAUAUCCCAAUAGAUUUAGUAUCCCUAUGUGGAAUGAUUACAGAGAAGUUUCGGGGGAGGAGUACGGUAUUUUUACUGGGCAAGAUGAGAAGUGGCAUCGCAUGAGAUCUGUGAUUGAUAAACCCAUGCUGAGAAUGAAAGACGUGAAGAACUACACAGACGAGAUCAAUGAUGUGAUCACUGAUUUCCUGGAUCGCCUGCAGCAGGUGCGAGGACAGGACAACAUUGUUCCUAACCUGGAAGAGGAGUUCUUCAACUGGUCAUUAGAGGCUGUAGGGACGGUACUUUAUGAGAGGAGGUUUGGGGGUCUGUCUGAUCACAGGGACCCUGAGAUGGAGAGGUUUAUUAAAGCUGUGGCCGACAUGUUCCAGCUCACUGCUGAACUCUUCCUCACUCCCUUGUGGCUUGUUAAGUAUCUCCAGAGGAAGAAGUACAAAAAACAGCUGGAGGCCUGGGAUAUUCUGUUCAAGACAGCCAAGAGCUGUGUGGAUAAGAGGAUGAAUGAGAUAUCCAUUUCCAUGGAGAAAGGAGAUGAAGCUCGUGGAGUGCUGGCCUAUCUGCUGGCUCAAAAGUCCAUGAGCAUCUCAGAGAUCUAUGCUAACGUAACUGAGUUGAUGAUGGCAGCUGUGGACACAACAUCAAGCUCAAUGCUGUGGUGUUUGUAUGAGAUAUCUCAGCAACCUGAUGUCCAGGACAAACUGUUUGCAGAAGUGAAGUCAUGUGUAGGGGAGACAACUACGCCAGGUUAUGAGGACCUUCAGCACCUACCAUACAUGAAGGCUGUCAUCAAAGAAACACUCAGGUUGUAUCCAGCAGCAGGGUCUAUCUCCAGAAUCACUGAGGAGCCAGUAGAACUGUACGGUUAUGAGAUUCCAGCCAAGUCAACAGUUUCAGUCCCUGCAUAUGCGGUAUCACGGCUCCCUCAGUACUUUGAUGACCCAGACAAAUUUGUCCCAGAGAGGUGGAUGAAGGAUAGAACUGACCGACCUAACCCCUUCGCUUACCUCCCCUUUGGGAUCGGAACUCGCAUGUGUGUGGGGCGUAGGGUGGCAGAAUUGGAAAUGCAUCUCCUGUUGUCAAGGCUCAUGCAGAGGUUUAGAAUAGAGCCAGCCUUCACAGAACCAGUCAAAAUAGCUCAGAGACUUGUCCUUCGUCCAGCUCAACCAAUCAAAGUCAAGUUCAUCAAAAGACAAGGGGAUUAAGAGGGGAACCUCAUUGUGCUGAGUAUAUGAUUGCUGAUUGAACAAGUGUAACCAACCAAAACAGAAAGGAAUUUGACAACAUUUUAGACUGAAUCACAAUCAACAGUUCUUGAUGAAGUAUAAAAAGGAAGCUGCUGGUCUAUAACUUCAAAAAAAGCUCAAGAAAGUACCACCCUGAAGAAAGCUAUCCCAUAUAUACACGUAGAGACAGUAAGGAUUUACAUACCAUGAUUUUCUUCACCGGUAGUGCAUGAUGUACCCAGGACAGCUUCACUCACUCACACUGGAUCAUUUCAUUUUUGGAUCGCACCUUUGGUAGUGAUUUGUGAAAGGUGAGUUCUGUGAUCCCCACCAGUGGUUGUAUACUGCGAUUGAUCUUUAAGACUGGUGGUAGGUUCAUAUGAUUGGAGGUAUGAAUGGUUGUGUCAUUAAGUCAUCAAUGACUGCAAAAGAUAGAUGGUUGCUGUUGAAGGAGUGAGCAUUCGUAUGAUCAAGGGUGGCAGCUGGCUUCAACAGAUUAGUCACAGCCAAUCGCUGCCAGGUGUACGAUUAAUCAGUCCAUCAGUCAAUCCAUCAAAUAAGUUUAUUUCUUCUGGACAGCACUGGUAUACCUAGUUACGUUACGUGCUUUGUUUGAACAUUAUCAUGGAGAGUUUCCUGAACCCCAGAAGCACAACCAGUCAUUCGAGAAAGCAGAAAACUGACUCCUGUAACUUUUGUGCAUACAUUUUGGAUUUUAAUAAUGAAUCAGCAAAGAAUUUACAUCGCAAAUUUAUGUGUCGUGGAAGACAUAAUGUUUUUUGCCAGGGCCUGACAUCCCUGUUCUUUGUACUGAUACUGAAGACUGUUUGACCAAUGUAUUGUAUGAUAUAUUGUUGCGUAAAAACUUUAUUUUCAUAAAUCAGUAUUUUCUGAUCUUUGUGGUUGUAACAUUUAUUCCUAUUGUCAUUGUAAUAUUUAUUCCUAUCAUAGUCUCUGUUUGUAAAUCUACACAAAUCAUUCUUUCAAAAAAUUUUCGUUUCACAAUGUGAAAAUCUGUAUACAUGUGAAGCUUGAAGUGAAAUGAACUAUUUACUGUAAAUUUUACAUUUAGAAAGACUUUUCAAAGGCAGCUUUCCCCUUUGAUAUUUGGUUGUCUAUUUUGAUACUAUUUUUCUUUGAAAGCAUGAUCUAGAAUUCUGUCACAGAUGAUCUACGAUGAUCAGAUCUUUUCGUUGAAUUGAACCUGUACAUUCAGGUAUUUGGGAGGAUUUUUACUACCCUGGUAAAUAAUAUAUUGCACAAUUUUGCUCAAUUUGCUUUUUCAGAUUGUGUAUAAUGCAGAGAAAUUUGUGUCUUGUGCUAUUUUUGCUGAGAGAAACUAGUGUAUACUGUACACAUGGUUUGCUCUAGUAAAUAGUCUGUAUACACACAUGUAUCCUAACUGUGGUUUUUGUGGUUUCAUUGAAUAGCAUGUACAUUUGUAUUUUACAUCGUCUGAACAUACUAAUGGGUAGCUACAUUUUGUAAAUUAAUAAGUUGUGACCCUCUAUGAAAUAUCUCAAGAACUAGAGCAUGCCCUAAUUAAGUCUCUUUGUAAAUACAUGUAUUUCAUGAUACUCAGGUGCUUGAAUA